CGAGGCUUGUAAACAUUCGCGGGAACAAGGGAAUUUCCAUUUAGGUUAAAAUUGUUCUUCCAGUGAUUAUUUUAAAAGAAUCUGACAAUGAAAAUGAUCAAAAUAAGAAAAAGCAUAUUUGAUAUUGUCAUUUCGUGUAGCAUUGGAGAAAUUCCUUAAAGUUCUGUAAACGAACCUAUCCAGUUGUUUGACAGUUGUCAAAAUGGCUGAUGGAGACGGUAGGCCACCCAGUCUUGAACUUGAUUCAGCUGAUGGUCACGUUUCUAAUAGCUAUACGGAAGUGGAGGGAUCACAUAAUUAUCAAGGUCCACAUGACUGGAGAAAACGUUUACGACCUGUCACAUCGCCAAUUAAAAGCAAAUCACAAGAUUGUUUGGACGCACUUGGUCUCGGAGAUGGUAAGGAAGAGAAACCUUAUAAAAGUCGUCCCUUGCCGCCAUGGAAACAGGAUCUUAUAGAGAGAAACAGAAAGGUUGCAAGACUUGUUCGAAGGGAGAGCUCUGGAAGAUCAAAGAGGAAUGCUGUUGUUAGACGAGAAAGUUCUGGAAGGUCCAAAAAGCAACUUGGAAGUGAGUCACCUUCUGGAAUUGGACGAAAGAAAUCAUUCCGAGGAGGCUGUACAUCAGACAAUGCUUUCACUCAGCAAGUUGUUAAUGAAAAUACUGGCCUGCGACGGAGGAUUUCACCAGCAAAUUCGUUUAAGACCACAAGUGGUGUGAGAAGAACUCCGUCAGACAAGGUAUUAGACCCUAAUGAUCCAGUUACAAAGAAGAGGGUAGAGAGAGUUCGGAGGGCAAGGUUAUAUUUGUUACAACAGAUGGGACCAAAUUCAUUUCUCAUAGUAGGAGAUUCACCAGAGCACAAAUUCAAGGUCAUAAUUGGGCCACAGACAUGCAGUUGUGGUAAGGGCCCACAUUGUGUACAUGUACUGUUUGUGAUGCUGAGAGUUUUUCAAGUCAGUGAGAGUGAUCCCUGUCUCUGGAGCAAACAGCUGAAGAACUAUGAGGUGGAGACUUUGUUCCGAGCUUACAAUGAGAAAAGAACGUUAAAGAUAGAGGCACAGAAACUGCGGCGCAGCUUCAGACCGUCGCCAAAUACUUCCAGAGUACCUUCCCCUGAAGAGACUGUCGCGCCCUCGGAAAGUGAUGCUGGAAGCGUUCGUGAGGAAGACGAUACAUGUCCAAUAUGUCUGCUUGAGAUGCUGGAGGGUGAAAGUCUUCUUAAGUGUGACGGCUGCCAAAACAAACUUCAUCAUCAUUGUAUAACUGUCUGGUUUGAAGAGUGUAAACGUCAGAAUGAAUCACUUAUAUGUCCAUUGUGUAGAACCAGAUGGAAAAAGUCUGUUGUUGAAGUUAAAGGUGAUGAGCCCAUUGCAACAGAGCCCCCUGAAGCUCCACCGAACACCCGUGUGCCGUCCCCACAACAUGACACUGAUAGCACCCGAUUGCCUUAUGCUGAACCUAUCCCUGGGGAAUACAUUAGCAUGUCCACUCCUUGGAUUGAGGUUUUGGGAGAAGACCUGGUGUCUUGUCUGUUUUCACGUAACUGGUCAAUACGAGAAACUGGACUGAAGCAUCUUGGGAAGGAAAUGACACGUGAAGUGGCUCAGGUCGCUGUAGACAGUAAGAUGGGAAUGUCCUUGACCAAUGAAGAGACCAUGAUGAAAUUACUGAAAUGUUGCUUCAGUGUUGUAGCCUUCAUGUGUAAUGAUCCAGUGUACAGAGUGUUUGUUGGAUGUCUGAAAGUGCUACGUUCUGUGUUUAGUGUAGUACCAUCAAGAGAUAUUCAGCAACGCAACAAGUUACAAAUAUUAUUUAAACCCGUUGUAGAUUCUAUUGUGGUAAAAUGUACCGAUGGAAACAGGAGAACUGGUGAGUUGUCCAUAUCAACAAUGAUAGAGCUGGCAAAAGGACAACAGGGAGAGUUGGCACUCGGAAAGGAAUUGGCAAAUUCUGGCAGGUACGGUUUGGGAGGAAUGGCUUUCUUGGUCCAGUGUCUGACAGAGAAGUAUGCAGUAUCUGAAAUAUCAUGGCAGUGGUUACUUGGACGAUUAUAUAUUUUGGAACGUUUGGUGAUAGACUUUCAGACAGAAUUUUUACCUAGACAGAGACCAGACGGAGCGAGCUCAGAAAGCUCCCUUGAGCUUAUUGGAGCUACAUCCAAAGAUGAAGAAGAAGAAAGACCUGAAAAUUAUGAUAGGUUACUUAUUGUAGCAGAGUUUUCCAUAAAAGCGGUUACAAAUCCACAUGCUAGAAUAAGCAGAGUGGCCAAAAGAGUGUUUUUAUUGGCAGCAAGGUAUGCAGCUCAUCUCGAAAAUCUGAUAGAGGAAUUAACGAAGUUGCUCAAUGAUCUUGAUUUUUCUCAUAAAAAGUCUCUGAACAAACAGCUUGAGAAAAUUAUUGCGGACUUCCAGCUGUCUGAGCAAAUAGGGCGGCAACUGCAUGUUCAGAACAGAGUAGAUCCUGAUGUUUCACCUGUAGAUACUCCCAGUAUGACUCCACUAUCCACACCUCGAUGUACCUCCCCAGUAACUGUCGUCUCUGAUGUUCAAAGUGAAGCAGACUGCAAUGUUGGUAAAGACCAUCCUGUCGUACCACCAAACACUCCCAUCAGAGAUCACAGACGGCAUUUGCAGGAUGAAGCUUAUCGGGCAAGUUUUGAUAAUGUUGAAAAAAGUCAAGAAAAUGUGGAAGAGUUCAAAAAGCAGAAAUUCUCUAAAAGUUUAGAUGAUCUAAAUAGUAGUGAAUGUCGGCCAAGGAGCAGGUUGGCAAAAUUUCCGAUUAAAAAGAAAAUAAAAUCUAGGUCAAGGUCACGAUCUCGUACUCCUCAGAGAAUUGGACCAGUUCUAGAAACAAAUCUUGAUGAGGUUAUUAAACUUGAAGAAAGUAGGCAACGGCUAAAUUCAUACGGAAAAAUGAAAAGAGACAUGAAAGUUUCUGUGGCAUCAAAUGAUGAUGAUGAGGAUAUAGAUGAUUUGUCUCUGAGUUUAGACCCUGUCAUAAAUGAUAAUACUGGGUCAACAUUGGCUGUAUCCCCCCCAUCACGCUUGCUGUCCAAUGACCUUGAAACAGAUAUUGAUUCUGUUGAGCCGGAUUUAGACAGUUUGUUGAAACAAAAGUGGAAUUCCUUUGACAAUAUUUUUGAUAAUCAAAGUAAAUCCGCCAAAAAUCAUUCUGUAGACCUCACAAAACAUUCUUUACAUGUUACUCCAAAACUUAAAACAGCAAAAAUUCCUACGUCCUUAGACCUUGAAGGAGGUGGUUGUCAAAAGUCCAAGAGGUCAAUAUCUCCUUGUGCACAUGUUCUUGAACUUAAACGUCUUUCGUCAAUGAAAAAUGUUUCGGAAACGCCAUGCCAGAAUUCACUGUCUCAGUCAAAGAAUUGCACAGUUAUCAAUCAGGAUGAAAAGAAGCAAAAAUGUGAAGAUACGGAAAUAUCUAGGGGACAGGUAGAAAUUAGCUCUGGACGUCACGCCAGUUCUUCUCCAUCACAGACACCAGGAAGACCACUUUCUGCUACAUAUAGAUCAGAUGACUCAAUAGAUUAUACGGCUAGCACCCCUUGCUCUGGAAAAGAGAAGCCUGUUACCUUUCAAACAGAAGUUGCCUUGGGAACUCCAAAACAUUCUCCCAGUCAUACUCUUGACAAAGAUGAUGAUGAUUGUCACUGUAAAGAAGAAAUGGAAAAAGAGGAGGCUUUAGCAUUAGCCAAGGCAAUGGAGGUGUCGUCUAACGAUCCACCGACGCCUAUUGUCCCGGGUCUCACACCCCUAGAUCAGGAGGAAGUGAUUACCAUACGCAUACAGCCAGAGAACUGUAAUGAAAUAGACAACAAUGGGAACCCACCUCUUUUGUAUUAUGAGAAUGUACAUUGGGUCAAGGGGUCGUUGUUAGGAACUGGGGCAUUCAGCACAUGUUACCAGGCUAGAGAUAUAAAAACAGGCACGAUAAUGGCACUGAAGCAGAUAUCAUUCUGUCGUAAUUCUAAGACAGAACAAGAGAAUGUGAUAGAGGUUAUAACUGAAGAAAUCCACAUGAUGGCAAAAUUGAGCCAUCCACAUAUUGUACGUAUACUGGGUGCUACAAGACAGGGUUGUCACUUUAACAUGUUUGUAGAGUGGAUGCCAGGAGGUUCCGUGGCAUUUCUUCUGGGACAGUAUGGAAAGUUUUCUGAGGAGGUGAUUACAAGUUACGUUUUACAGGUGUUGAGGGGCUUGGCUUAUCUACAUGAAAAUCAUACUCUACAUAGGGACCUCAAAGGUGCUAAUUUACUCAUAGACAGUACAGGUCAAAGGUUAAGAAUAGGAGAUUUUGGGGCUGCAGCAAGACUGGCAUCUAGGUCUACAGGUGCUGGUGAAUUUCAGGGACAGCUUUUAGGGACCAUUGCUUUCAUGGCACCAGAGGUGUUACGAGGUGAGAACUACGGAAGAGCUUGUGAUGUAUGGAGCGUGGGAUGUUGCCUUAUAGAGAUGGCGACUACAAAGCCGCCAUGGAAUGCUCAUGACAUUUCUAAUCACCUCGCACUCAUAUUUAAGAUAGCUAAUGCUCAAUCAACUCCGCCUAUCCCUGAGAAAUUGUCACCUCCAUUACGAGACCUGUUACUGCGCUGCCUGGAAACAGUGAAAGAACAGCGGCCGUCUGCCAAGGAACUGCUUCUCCAUCCACUCUUUACACAGUAUAUGCAGAAAAGACAUUAACUUUACACACUGUAUGCAGAAAAAGUUAUGCAAAUAUCUGUGAGAAGCUUUACUGGAUUGAUUAUCAAAUAAUUUCUUGAGUAAAGUGAAAUUACUGGUAGCAGUGUUUUGCAGAUUUUACUUUUAAAUGUAAAUUCACAUGCAAUUGCCUGUAUUGAAGUUAUUUUCGUAAAAGGUUCAGGCUUUAAGCCUGUGCAAAGGUUGUCAAUUCUCAUAUUUGUAUGAGUUUCUUGCAGGACUUAAGUUUGUUUAUUUUUUUAGUGAUAUCUGUUUAAAAUGUGGGUAUCUGUUGGAUAUAAAGUGUAUGUAAACAUUAUGAAAUCCUGGAUGUGUUGUAAAACAAUGGCAUAAAUCUGAUAAACAACACUUUAUCCAACUUAAUAAGUUAACAUGAAAUGGAAUUAUUAUUGUGAACAUUGGCACUUACUGAUGCGUGGGUUUUUGUUCUACGUUCUACAUUAAGUAGAAACAGUCGGUCAUGAAAACUUAAUAAUGCCUUUAAAUUGUUAGUGUUGAGGUAUGAUAAAACAGUUUUAUUGGUAUUACUUGCGUUUUAUUUCUAAUAGCAUUACAUUUACUUGAAAGUGCUCAGGGCAUGUUUAAGCGUUUUCAAGCUUAUUGAUAUUUUACUGUCUUAAUUUUUAAAAAUUGUCGUCAAGUGACAUGUCCAUAAAUGUUACGUCAUGUUUUAAAAGUUUUAAAAUUUGUGCUAUUUCGUUUUAUGAAUAAAAUAAGCAGUAGACGUUUACAGAAGGGACAUGUGAUUUUUUUCUUCAUGUGUAUAUACUUUUUUUUUCUACGGCAUAAACAAGUGAUAUAAAUAUUUUUCAAACUGGAGCAUAGGUGAAUUAUUUUGUACAUACACAUUUGUAUAUUGAUAUAUCACUGUGUGACAUAUGCAGUGUUUUUAGCAAAAGUAUUAACAUAUCCAUUACACAUGUACAUUCCAUGUAGUGAUCAUACUUUACAUGAUUACGUCUGCUGUAGAUUGGGUUUUUUACUCAAAGCUUUUAAUUUCAUGAUUUAACCUUUAGCCUACUAAAUUUCUAAAAUGGACUGGUCCAUCAGUGCAGUGGUCGCAAAGGCAGAAUCAGUUGCCGCAAGCAGGUUAAAGGUUAAUACUCGCCACCAUACGAUAUUAUUCUGUUUGACAUAAUACUGGUGAAAAUCUAAGGUGUCUGUAAUAGAAUAGACUAGAAUAGGAUAGAAUAGAACGAAUUUUAUUUCCAAUCAUGGGUCAACUACAUGACAUAAUUAUGAAUCACAGUAUAAAUUCUGAACAAUAACAAAAGUUGAUUAUUAAGUAAAUGAAGUUUAAACACAAUUCACAAAGGUUUGUAAAGAACAAAGACAUUUACAAAAAUACUUUAAUAAGUUUUAGUGUUUUCUUGAAUAUUCGCAAAAAUUAAACCACAAUCUACAGUAGUAAUAAGGGCUUUGUCUUUUUACUCUGACCAAAAAAUAAUAAACUACCUCUUCUGUUAUUCAUAUCAGUGACUUGAAGCCAAAACUGCUGUGUGGGUGUUUGUCAUACAUGUUACUGAUAAUGAAUAUUAUUGUUGUUCUCUUUACUCUUGUUUCAUUUUACUCGAAACAUAAAAUGAGCCGCGCCGUGAGAAAACCAACAUAGUGCGUUUGCGACCGGCAUGGAUCCAGACCAGCCUGCGCAUCGGCGCAGUCUGGUCAGGAUCCGUGCUGUUUGCUAAUGGUUUCCCUAAUUGCAAUAGGCAUUGAAAACGAACAGCAUGGAUCCUGACUAGACUGGGUGGAUGCGCAGGCUGGUCUGGAUCCAUGCAGGUUGCAAAUGCACUAUGUUGGUUUUCUUGCGGAGUGGCUCAAAUGUGUGGUUUGUAUUAAAACACUAGAUGAAUUUUAUAUGUAUUUCAUGAGAAGCAGGUCUUUUCCUAUCGCAUCAAGCGAACAGAAAUUGAAUUUUGCUUAGGUAGCUUUAUAUCCACUAACAAAGGGUUUUCUCUAACUGAAUAUGCAUUUAAGGCUCUCUGAAGUUAAAAUGUUGUAGCUAUGCUUAUAGAACUGUAUUCAUUAUGAAAAUGAAAAAUAUUUCUAUAUUUUUCCAUAACAAUACAACUAGUGUAACAGAGAUAACAUUUCUUAUAAGGUAAUGGACCUGUAAUGAAGCUCGGCAAUGGCCAUGUAAUACGUGUUUCCAAAUUAUACUUGGGUUUUCUUAAGCUGUAACUGUAGCAGCUUUCCUCACCAGUUGGGAAAUGCCGGUAUCGCAUAUGGAGAUUAUGUAAUCAAAUGGAAAUUGCCAAUUACGAUAUUACGGGUCCAAUAUCUUAAAUUUAGGUUUUAAGCAUUUUAUAUUUUUAAGGACUGUGGUAUAUUUACAUGCUUUUGGAAUAUUCUGGACCUUUUUAUAAAGUUUUUAAUUACAGAUUUAUUUAAACUGACCCAUGCGUGAAGAUUUUAAUUAUGAAAUAUUACAUUUGUGUGUUUGUGUAAUCUCUAUAGAGUCUUAAUAUCAGAAAGACUACUAUCUACCAGUAUAUUUAUUGUAAUGGGAAGAAACUGUCGUACUCUGGCAGUGUUAUUAAAGUUUGUUUUAGUAUUAAUGUACAUGCAUAAUACAUAUAGCAAAAUGCAAAAGUUUUUCUAUUACUUGAAGAAAUGAAAUUUUAAUUGAAAAUGUAAGUUCUUAAAAGUGCAUAAUAUUAUUGAGAUGAGGAGUUUCAAACUAAAGUUAUUACAAACAUCUUACAUGUCAUUUUUGCAUAUCUGAUAUUGGAUUAAGAAACUCAUUUAAUUAGCUCAUAAUAUUGUGUCUGAAACUUUUGUGUCCAUGAAUUCAUGUAAUGCCCAGUACUAUUCUUGCACUACCGAGUUCACCUGAGCACUUACAUUUUCAACACAGGAAGUAGGUUUUUUAAUCACCAAAUGUGGUAUAGUUUUACUCUGUUGUUUUUUGUUGUUUUUUUGCUGUAGAAUCUAUUGCUUGGAGCAUGGGUUUCAAUCUUUAAAGAACUUCUGUUUUUAUUUGCAGUUUAAUUCAACAUAUUGAGAUAACUAAAAAAUCCAUGAAAGUUAGUAUCCCACAAAUAUUUAUGAUUUUAUCAUACUGUAUUUAAUUGUCUGUCCAUAUGCCAUACAUUGCCAUUGUGUGUUGUAUCAUUCCAUAAUCUGUGUAUAUGUUGUUGAAUUGUAAAACUUCUUGUCUUGUUGUGUGUCUUAUUUAUUUUUGCAGCAUUUCAUUUCCUGUGACCAAAUUUUGGGUGGUGGGGAAUGGGAAUUAUGGGUCCCUUUAAAAGUGUUUUGUCCAAUGAGCUGAUAAUUUAAUUGACAUUUGAUAAGUAUAACCACGUAUUGAUUUUAAGGUAAAAAGGGAGAACCGUUCAGUUUUGUUGUUUAUUUUGGUCAGUUUUCAUAACUACUCGAUGUUAUUGGUGAUUGUACCAUGGAAAUUGUGCCUAGUAGCGGAUAGUUUUCCCUCAUUAUUUUUGAGGUAAAGUUUUCAGAAACACUGUUAUUACCAUGGCAGAGGCUUGCUACUUCAUUUCAAAAUGAAAAGCAUUGUGGGUACUUCAUUUCAAAAUGAAAAGCAUUGUGGGUACUUCAUUUCAAAAUGAAAAGCAUUGUGGGUACUUCAUUUCAAAAUGAAAAGCGUUGUGGGUACUCCAUUUCAAAAUUAAAAGCAUUGUGGUUACUUCAUUUGAAAAUGAAAAACAUUGUGGGUACUUCAUUUGAAAAUGAAAAGUAUUGUGGGUACUUCAUUUGAAAAUGAAAAACAUUCAUUGGGAAACAUCACAUAGUAAAGUGAUGUAAAAAUAAUAUAAAGAAGUUAAAAUGCAAAAGACUGCUAAAGGUCAUUGCCCUGGAGUUGAAAUAAAUAUAUAUUUUUUCGUAUACAGUUAAGUAUUUAAUGUCGAACUUCUUGUUGCUUUUAUGUUGAUUUUUUUUUCUAGAAUUCCAUUAUCCUAAUAAUUCCUCCUUAUGCCAAAGACGUGUGGUUUCUUGUAUGAUUUAUUUUUUGUGUAAAACGUAAUGCUUUUGUGUAGUUAAAAACUUUAAUGUGAUUUUUUUUUGUACAUGUAAAUUUUUUGAAACUUGUUGUACCCAUUUGGUUGUUAAUUUUAUAUAGCGUCUGUGUGUAAGUACAUGUAUAUUUGCUGGUCAAGAGAAGGUAAAUCUAGUCAGUUGAGAGAAUCUAUAAGGUUUUGAUUACAGGGAAAGGAGUUAAUUUUGUUUUAUAAUAAUUGUUGUGAACCUACUCCCGAUGUGUGCAGAAAGUGUUUGGAAAAUGCAUCAUACAGAUUGGGUUUGAAUUUGUCAGGAUGAAAUGUAUUACAAACUUCCCACAGAUGAAAGCUCCCCUGCUCUCUUUGGCCAUGAUUGAAAAAAUCUUCCUUUUGAUUUGUUGAAUAAAAAAUUCAAAACUAAACAAAGAUGAACAGAAAUGUUAAAAAUCACAAUUUUUAAGACGAUAAUUAUCAAUUCUAAGUUGAAAGUAAUUAAAAACUUGGUUAUACAUAUAAAUACAUGAUUUUGUAUUCCUUGGUCAGAUUGAGAAGUGGAUGGCCUUGUCCGGGGGGGUUGGGGAGGGAUUUAUCCCAUAUUCCAUCAUGAUUGGUUUCCCAACUGAGAAUAUUUUUUUAUUAUUAUUUUAAAAAGUUCAAAUGCCUCUAUUAGGCAUUCAUGUUAGUUUGGUUUCAGUAAAGGAGUCUGCAUGGUUACUGGUUUCGUAAAUGUUUUUGUAGAUUUUAAAUUUUUUAUCCUGUAGCUGCAGUUGUGUGCUUUUGAACAAAGGACUUCUGAAAUAUCUGCUAUACAAGGGGCUUUAAUUGUAAUAAAAUGCAGCUGAAAAUUUUCCGAACUAUAUUCCAUAUAACCUUGAUGUUACUAAUAAUGUUACAUGUUAGCACUUUAUCUACUGUUGUUUUUUUAUAAACAGUUAUAAAUAGCAUAAUGUAUAAAUAAGCAUCAGUUAACUACAGAAUUUAAUCUUCCUUACUUUUCUAAAAGAAUGAAAAUGAAGAUGUUAAUAUUGAUGAAGAACGUAAGGCUAGUAAAUUACCUGUAUUUGUGGAUUAUAGAAAUGACUUUUAAAACUAAAUAAAUACCCAUGCUAUUUGAUAACUAUAGAUUUAAUUUUGCAGUAUUUUGGUUUCUGAACACAAAUACAUUAUUUGUACUAAUAUCAGCAUUAAUUGAAAUUUUUAACUCUGAAAUACAAGGCUAAGUUGUGAAAAGAAUUUUGCAUAAUUUGUUUCAAUAUUUACAUGAAAUUGUCAGUCAUGACCAUUUUAAUUGGUCAUUUCAACUACUGGAUUGUUUUUUCACAUCAGUAUUUCAUAGAGAGCAAAGUGGCAAUUGUUAUAAUAUACAGUUAUUGACAGCAAGCCGUUCAAUAAGUGUUUAAAUACUUGAUAUAAAAAAUUAAUUUUCAGGUUGAUUUUUAUAUUUUUGACUUAUUUGCCCAGUGGCGAUAUAGAUAGGGAGUGGUGAAACAAUUGUUUCUAUUUUUGCUGCCAGAACAACCAUGGCACACUUUGGAAAAAUUGAGAUUUCUAAAGAUUCAAACUUUUAGCAGUAUUUAAAGAACACUCGGCAUUUUAUAUUGAUGCUUGCAUGUUUAAAAUAGUUGUUUCAAGGAAAAUUAUGACACAGUGUUUUAUCAGAUUAGGGCAUGGUCUUCAACUUUCAAAUUUAUUGUUUCCCUUUGAUGGAAUUUUCAUGAAAAUUUAGAGUAUGAAACCUUUUAUUGAUCGCUUGGAAUUCCUGUGCAUUUGUUGGUAUGAACUCUUCAUUUUACAUUCUCCGAGAUAUCUUAUAUUACUCAUUUCAUUUAAGUUCACUGAUUAAUCAUGAAUCAUGUUCUAUUUUCAGAUACAAAUAUCAUUUUAUAGAUCAUGUACACAUCACUUGACUAAUUUUGUACAUCUACUUUUAGAAAUAAUGAAUUAUUUUUGUGAUUCAUAUUGCAAACAUAUUAGAAUGUUUACAUCUGUUACUGAUUGGCUCAAAAUAAAACUUGAAUCUAUUA
Messenger RNA from Mercenaria mercenaria, 10697 nucleotides. Its product is annotated as mitogen-activated protein kinase kinase kinase 1-like. NCBI's taxonomy places the organism in Eukaryota, Metazoa, Mollusca, Bivalvia, Venerida, Veneridae. Gene Ontology annotation, biological process: protein phosphorylation. Gene Ontology annotation, molecular function: zinc ion binding; protein kinase activity; ATP binding. The coding region runs from base 203 to 4696 and encodes 1497 amino acids. The record is from RefSeq and is a predicted model, not a curated record. The transcript has 22 exons.